CUCACAAGAGAAUAACUAAAGAUUACAAUUUUAUAUGCUUCUUCAAAGAGACGACACUGAAUCCGUGUGUGUGUGUGAAAGAGAGAGAAAGAAAGAGGGGAAAUCAAGCAGUCCAGUUAUCGAUUCACAAACCAUUUCUCUCUUUCGCUUAAAGAUGUCUAGAAAAUGACCCAAUCUCAAACAACAACCACCCAAUUUGAGGACCGAACAAGUAAGUCAACCACACCCACAACUGGCGGCGCCGGCGGCGGAUCCACUACUGUCAUGAGGGUCAUUGUGCCCUUACAAGGUGUGGUUCAAGGAAGAGGCGGCUUAAUUUUAGGUUCAGUCAUACCCUGUGCUCUGUUUUGCUUUUUCCAAUCUUAUCUUCGACGAAAUCGUUCUGGGUCAUCGGCUCCUCCGCCACCUCCGCCUCCUCCCGUUGAUACCGAUGUGUUCACACCCGGAUUAUUACAAAGGGUUCAUUCUCGGUCUUUUAUUUCAUCGCCCAGAAGUGGAACAGCUCAUGUUUCUUCUAGGGCUAAUUCCAUUUUGAAACAGAGCAAUAACCCUUAUCAUAUUGGAUUGAAAAGAGCUUCAGAUGAUCCAUAUGAUAUGUCUACAAAUCCCAGUGGGGUAAUCCAACUUGGAUUGAAUGAAAACAAGUUAUCAUUGGAUUUGAUUCAAGAUUGGUUGGUUGAGAAUGCAAAGCAUUUGAUUGACUGUGGUGAGUUGAGUAUUCGAGGUGUUGCAACUUAUCAGCCAUUUGAUGGCUUGUUGGAGCUGAAAGUGGCUGUGGCUGGGUACAUGUCUCAAGUAACGGGAAGAUCUGUCUCUUUUGACCCAUCUCAAAUAGUCAUCACAGCUGGGAUAACUUCUGCCAUUGAAAUGCUUAGUUUCUGUUUGGCAGAUUCUGGAAACGCGUUUCUUGUUCCCUCGCCAUAUUACCCCAAUCUGGAUACAGAUUUGAAAUGGAGGACAGGUGUGGAGAUCAUAGCAGUUCCCUGUCGAAGUACAGAUGGUUUCAAUUUGAGUAUAACCGCCCUUGAAAACGCGUAUAACCAAGCAAAGAAACGCGGUGUAAAAGUACGUGGGAUCAUAAUAUCAAACCCCACGAAUCCUGUGGGCAAUUUACUCAGCCGCGAAACACUUUACAGCAUUUUGGACUUUGCGAACGAGAAGAACAUUCACAUCAUAUCACACGAGUUAUUUGCAGGAUCAACUCACGGAACUGAUGAAUUCGUCAGCAUGGCCGAAAUCGUCAGUUUAGAACAUUCUGACAGAGAAAGAGUUCACAUAGUUUAUUCACUUUCAACCGACCUCUGCCUGUCUGGUUUCCAUGUCGGAGUUAUCUAUAGCUUCAACGCAAAUGUUUUAACGGCUGCCAAGAAAUUGUCGAGAUUCUCGCCCGUUUCUGCUCCAACUCAACGUCUUCUAAUUUCGAUUCUAUCCGAUACCAAGUUUAUCCAGAGAUUUAUCCAGAUAAACAGAGACAGGCUUAGAAGGAUGUAUUUGACGUUUGUGGAAGGAUUAAAGGAAAUGGGAAUCGAAUGUGUGAAGAGCACUGGCGGAUUCUACUGCUGGGCAAACAUGAGCGCGUUUAUUCGUUCUUAUAGCGAGAAAGGGGAGAUGGAUCUUUGGGAUAAGCUCUUGAAUGUGGCUAAGGUCAAUGUAACUCCUGGAUUGUCUUGUCAUUGUAUCGAACAUGGUUGGUUCCGGUUUUGUUUUGGGGGCUUGACUGAACCAGACGUUCCUUUAGUCAUGGAACGAAUUAGGAAAGUGUUGGAUGCACACAAGUCUCGCGGAUGAUAAGCCAGUGGAAGUUGCGUAAAUAUACGAGCAACUGAUUUGGAUGGAACUCGAGAUCGGGUUGGGGAAGAAGAGCAAGCAAAGUAAUAGUGACAUGAUUUCCAUAUUCCUUGUAAAGAAUUAAAUAUUUUGUUGCAAAUUGUCGAUUAUAGUGAUUCUUCAAUCAAUUCAUUUUACUCAAUUUC
Impatiens glandulifera is the source of this 1973-nucleotide messenger RNA. RefSeq names its product probable aminotransferase ACS12. Gene Ontology annotation, biological process: biosynthetic process; amino acid metabolic process. The record is from RefSeq and is a predicted model, not a curated record. Lineage: Eukaryota; Viridiplantae; Streptophyta; Magnoliopsida; Ericales; Balsaminaceae. The transcript is spliced from 4 exons. Gene Ontology annotation, molecular function: pyridoxal phosphate binding; L-aspartate:2-oxoglutarate transaminase activity; aromatic-amino-acid:2-oxoglutarate transaminase activity. Bases 166 to 1788 code for a protein of 540 amino acids.